This is a messenger RNA of Salvelinus sp. IW2-2015, 4928 nucleotides long. NCBI's taxonomy places the organism in Eukaryota, Metazoa, Chordata, Actinopteri, Salmoniformes, Salmonidae. The record is from RefSeq and is a predicted model, not a curated record.
GGAGGGGGUUUGAAUGCCAGUGUGCGUGACUUACACAUCACACUCCUGAGUCGCACAGGUCCGCAUCUUGUAAUACGGAAUGAGAAACGGUCUUCUUGUGUCUGAGUAAACGUUUGUAUUCUUUGUGAAAAUAAAGAGAAAAGGGCAGAGUAUUCAAAGUCAAACGCAUCUUUUGCAUAUCAAUUUGUUAUUCGGCCGUCAAAAAGUCAAUGCGCACAGUCUCAGGAAUCCUGAGUUGUGUAGCCUACUAUGAUUUGAAAGAAGAAACCCAAACAUAACUGAGACAGUUGCCUAACUGACAGGAUGAAGAAUAUCUGCUUGUUGGACAUCGUGAUCAUCCUCUGGGCUCUGUGCUCCUCGAAGGUGAGAGGUCAAUGUGAUGAACCGGCCGAGAACUCCAAGCUCAACCUCUCUGUGACCUACAARCUGCCCAGCUUCGAGGCCGACUCCGCCAUACAGAACAUGGUCACCUUCGAGGGGACGGUUUACGUUGGUGCUGUGAACAGGAUCUAUGCGCUGUCAGAGAACCUGACCAAGCUGUCGGAGUACCGGACCGGGCCCGUGUCAGAGGCUGGUGUCGAAAGGCAAUGUGGCCCAAGUAGCCAGGAUGGAGCUGCUGGCAAGCCCAACGCUGUGUUGGACAACAAUAACAUGGCCCUGCUGGUGGAGCGUUACUAUGACGAUGAGCUGUUCAGCUGCAGCUCCGCGGACGCCGGUGUCUGCCGUCGCCACUUGCUGGUGGAGAGAGGGAAUGUUUCCAAGGAGGUGAACUGUAUGUAUUCACCCAAGACAGAUGAUGGAGGACGGCAGGGCUGUCCCGACUGUGUUACCAGCCCCCUGGGUUCCCGUGUGCUCAACAUGGUGAGCGGAGGUGUGGUACGGUUCUUCGUAGGGAACUCGGAGAUCACUGGAAGCGCUGGAACUGGAAGUCCGUCCCGCAUGACCUCCGACCCCCAGGCCCAGCAGCCACAGCACCACACCAUCUCAGUGCGUCAGAUGAAAGAAACCCAAGAUGGCUUCCGUUUCUUCUCCGACCAGUCCUACAUGGACCUGGCCCCGGGCCUCCGCGGCGACCACCACCUGCGUUACGUCUACUCCUUCCAGAGCGGCAGCCACGCCUACUUCCUCACCGUGCAGCGUGAGGGCCGCAGCUCGCAGGUCUACCACACCCGCAUCGUCCGCAUGUGRGGCACCGACCCGGAGCUGCGGCGUUAUGUGGAGAUGCCCUUUGAAUGCAUCCUGACGGAGAGGCGGCGGCGGCGGCGCUUGGCCAGCAUCGAGGUGUUUAAUGUCCUCCAGGCGGCCCAUGUGGCCGAGGCGGGCAGCGAGCUGAGGCAGGAGAUGGGGCUGAAGGAAGGGGAMGACGUGCUGUUUGCUGCCUUCGCCCGAUCCAAGCCAGACUCCCCGGAACCCACAGCCAGCUCGGCCGUCUGCGUCAUCUCACUGGCAGACGUCAACAACUUCUUCAAGGAUUUCAUCCAGAAGUGCCACACCAAGCAGCCAUACCACUUCACCGGCUCCGAGGAGAAACGCUGCUACAACGGGAGUUCCUCAGACGACUCGUUUGGCUGUGGGAAGCACGGGGAGGGAUACCGUCUGGAAGUGACCACCCCAAUGACCAGACUGGACUACUUCAGCGGUCAGUUCAGCAAAGUCCUGCUCACCUCCAUUGCCGUGGCAACCGCCCAGGAACAGACCGUGGCCAGCCUGGGCACCACAGAUGGACGCCUCAUACAGGUGGUCGUUUCCCGUUCCAAACGCAGCACGCCCCACGUGGACUUCCGCCUGGACCCCUCACGCUGUGUUUCCCCCGAGGUGGCACUCCUGUUCCCACAGGGCCACACUGGCUCUCCACAGCGCAGCCAGGAUGGCUCCCUAUUGUUGGUGACAGGAAAUAAGAUCACCAAGGUGCCUCUGAUUGGUCCUGGCUGUGAGCAGCAGUGGACGUGUAGUUCCUGCCUGCUGGCGCCGGGGUUUAUGGGAUGUGGCUGGUGUGAAGGCCGUUGCACCAGGUUGGCCCAGUGUCACCCAAGCUCCCUCUGGACCCAGGACUCCUGCCCUCCCAUCAUCACCAUGGUAACUAGCCACCAAUGGCCCCUGGGAGGAGACACCAAGGUGACGGUGUGUGGGAGGAACUUUGGCUUCAACAAGACAGAGAGGUUUGACCAUACGCUCAUCAGCCUGAACCUGGCCGGAGCACCAUGUAAACUUCUGAAACGAGAGAGCAACAGUUACAGGUUGGUGUGUGCUCCAGUGUCUCCUGUGAACUCGUCUCAGGCUAGCAAUGUGGUGAAGGUUCACAGUGGAAAGGAGAUGGCCCAACAACAGGGCUUCACCUUCGUGAACCCAGUGAUCAGAGAGAUCUCCCCUGUGUUUGGUCCUAAGUUAGGAGGAACCAUGCUCACCAUCAGAGGUCUUUUCUUAGACAGCGGAAACACCAGACAGGUCACUGUGGGAAACGCCACCUGUGAAAUCCUCAGAGUAUCAGGUACUAUGCUGAUGUGCAGGACCCCUCCCCAGUCGGCCCCAUCCCGCCAGGCGGUGUAUAUGAGGGUGGACUCUGUGGUCCGGGAGGCUCCUGUACUCUUCACCUACAACGAAGACCCUCUCAUCUCCUCCAUCCAUCCCACACGAUCCUUUAUCAGUGGAGGCAGCACGGUGGUGGCCCAGGGCUUCUACCUUCACUCUACUCUCCAGCCUCAGAUGGUGCUCAUCCCCACAGCCCAGGAAGGCAAGGUCUUCACUGUGAACUGCAUCAAGGGUGAGGACAGGCUGGCCAUCCUGUGUACCACCCCGUCCCUGAAGAACCUGGGUCUGCAGACUCCUGUGGUCACCAAGGUGGCYUUCGUCCUGGAUGGUUUCUCCACGCCCCAGUUUGACCUGCUCUAUGUAGAGGACCCUCGCUUCGAGGACUUUCAGAGACCCACCGUCACAUCAAAGGGCAACAAGAGCAUUCUGGAGAUUAAGGUGCCAGGCCGUGUGGAUGUGGAGGCGAUGAAGGGGGAGGUGCUGAAGGUGUCUAACAGGACCUGUGAGAGCGUAACUGUGGUGGGGAACACUCUGGAGUGUACUGUCCCCAUGGAGCUAUGGGACGCAACCAACGAAUUGGAGGUGGAGGUGAGGACACAGACAGAGAGAGAGAGAGAGAGAAAAAAAAAGAGAGAGAGAGAAACACACUGCCACACCCACGCAGCCCAGAACAGAACGCCAGACCAGAGCAGACAGACGCCGAACAGCCCCAGACAAGCAACAGCCCCCAGACAGAGCCAGACAGCCCCAGAACGAGAAGACAGUAGCCAGACAAGCCCAGACGAGCCAGACAGGAGGCGGAAGACAGCCCCAACAGGCCGCAGGAUCGACAGGGCCAGACAGCCCCAGACAGCACCAGACAGCCCCAAGCAGAGCCAGGGCACCCCAGACAAGCAGGCAGCCCAGACAGCCCCAGGACUAGCCGACAGAGCCAGAAGAGCCAUACAGCCCCAGAAAGAGCCAGACACGCCUCUCUCUCCUCCUCUCUCUCCUCCUCUCUAUCUCUGGUCUCCAGAUCUGGCUGAGGGUAAGGUUUGGUAUGACGGCAGGGCUCACAUUCAGCACUUGGAUAUGUUGGCUAACGCCCGGAGCGUCAGCCCCACUAACGAAAUGGUGUCCCACGAGUCUUUGGACUAUAGAACCACCCUGCCGGAGGACCAGGGCGUGGAGAGGCCAGAGUCAUGCAGGGGGGCUCCCCCUAUCUACGGGAGCCAUGGGGAGCUGCUGUCCCCCAGAUUGGGGCUCGGAGGCAUGGGUCUGGGGGCAGAGGGGGAGCUGGUGUCKCCUCUCCUGUCGGCCCCGGUCCACAUCGACCCGUCCCAGCUGCACCCGGACCUCCUGAAGGAGGUUCAACAUGUGGUCAUCGCCAGAGAACAUCUGCUGUUACAUUUUAACCAGGUCAUCGGCAGAGGGCACUUUGGCUGUGUGUUCCACGGUACCUUGUUGGAGGCUGACGGACAGAAGCAGCACUGUGCCAUCAAGUCUCUCAACCGGAUUACUGACUUGGAGGAGGUGUCUCAGUUCCUGAAGGAGGGGAUCAUCAUGAAGGACUUCAGCCACCCCAACGUGUUGUCUCUCCUGGGGAUCUGUCUGCCCCCUGAGGGCUCUCCUCUGGUGGUGCUGCCAUACAUGAAGCACGGAGACCUCAGGAACUUCAUCAGGGACGAGACACACAACCCAACAGUGAAGGACCUGAUGGGCUUUGGUGUGCAGGUGGCCAGGGGCAUGGAGUAUCUGGCCAGCAAGAAGUUUGUCCACAGAGACCUAGCUGCCAGGAACUGCAUGCUGGAUGAGAGCUACACAGUGAAGGUGGCAGACUUUGGCCUGGCCAGGGAUGUGUAUGAAAAGGAGUACUACAGCAUCCACAGCAAGAGUGGAGUCAAACUACCGGUCAAGUGGAUGGCCCUGGAGAGCCUGCAGACACACAAGUUCACCCCCAAGUCAGAUGUGUGGUCGUUUGGCGUGUUGCUAUGGGAACUGAUGACCCGGGGAGCCCCCUACUCUGACGUCAACUCUUUCGACAUCACAGUGUUCCUACCAGGGAGACGCCUGCUACAGCCAGAGUUCUGCCCGACGCACUGUGAGUAUAACGUGAUGGUUGAGUGCUGGCACCCUAGACCGGAGCGGAGGCCUACCUUCUCAGAGCUGGUGUCCCGUAUCAAGUCCAUCUUCUCCAGCUUCAGUGGAGAGCACUACAUACUUCUCAACACCACCUAUGUCAACAUCGACAAGAUGACCCCUAUCCCUCACUCAUUUCCUACUCCUCAUCCUCGUCCUCUUCCUCCACCCGUCAGGGCACCCCUGGAGCGAGACUGCUGCACCUGAUGGGGGGUGGGGGAUGGGGGAGGAGAGAGAGAGAGAGAGAGAGAGAGAGAGAGGAGAGAGAGAGAGAGAGAGAG